Molecule: messenger RNA, 901 nt
Organism: Megalops cyprinoides (Indo-Pacific tarpon)
Lineage: Eukaryota; Metazoa; Chordata; Actinopteri; Elopiformes; Megalopidae
Product: actin-binding Rho-activating protein-like
Exons: 2
Coding region: 250-720 (156 amino acids)
Biological process (GO): positive regulation of Rho protein signal transduction
Molecular function (GO): actin binding
Source: RefSeq, a predicted model, not a curated record
UAUUUGCAGAAUCACCUCUGCUGCGAUGUAAAGAGUCGCGUAGAAAUUGCUGUAACAAUGUAUUGUUGCCAUCAGAGGCGAAUCGCCUGCAGAUGAAGACGGAUACAGAAAUUCGGAAUAAAGGAGUUCUGCGAAUACAGAUUUUUAAGAAACCACAGAAGAUGAAACUUCAGGGCGACAAAUAGCAGUCAACUGAUCUCCUGAACACCCCACUGAGCUAGUCGCUUUCCUCGAGCAGUAAGGAUUGCCAUGGAGACCGAGGAUGCACGUGCUCAGGGUAAUGUUAGCACGGAGCCUUGUGUCAUCUCCGUGAAAGGGUUAAAGGAGAACUGGCAGAAAUGGUCCAAUGAUCACCGAGAGUACCAGAAACACAAUCCCUUCAGCAACGAUACGCCUGUGACCGUGCACAUCCAAAGGGGACAGGGGGGCUACGGGAGGCCCCCAGAGGGCUCCAGAACAGACCAGAGAGGGAAGGAGGCGCAAUCGCACAUCGGAAGGGAGGUGCAGGAACUGUGCCAGGUGAUCAGAGACAUCGGGGAGAGCCGGGAGGACGGGCGGUACGUCGUGGAGUUCGGAAGGCUGUUUGACCGAUACGUCACGAUCUCGAACAAAGUGGUCGGGGUCCUGUUGCGAGCGCGGAAGCAAGGGCUUGUCCACUUCGAGGGGGAGAUGCUGUGGCAGGGGCGUGACGACCACGUCCUUAUCACGUUAAUUAAGUAAUCGCAAGGAGAGUGAUUACUUAAUCACAAGGAGCUACAAGUAACAGUGGCGUGUGAUAAUACGUUAGUAUCACAUGUAACUCUGGCACGUGGCCGGCCGCUUGGACCAUUUUUUAAACCAAAGGGAUGUUACAGCGCAGACCCCGGUUUAGAUAAAUCUUAUUAGUCAAAAAGGAUUUUGU